UCUAAUUGGUGAUUAGUUUUAUUAGAAAAAGGAAAGAGCAAAAAUCAACUUGAAGCGAGUCUACAAAAGCAAACCCUGCGCGGAGAGAGUGUGACUUGUUUCUUCUCCACAACGCAACAUAGAAAAACUUAUAGACUCAAAAACCUCUCUCGACUUAGGGUUUAGUUUCAUCAGAAUGGUGAAAAGCGGAAGAGGAGGCACUAAGAGAAAGAUCGAUAAGAUGGAAAAGAUCCAGAAGAGAGAGUAUCGCGCGACUACUUUCUCCAAACGUUGUUCCGGACUUUACAGCAAAGCCUCGCAGCUAUGCCUUCUCUCCGGCGCACAGGUAGCCAUCUUGGCGACUCCUCCUUCUUCGCAGUCCAACGUCUCUUUCUUCUCCUUCGGUCACUCUUCCGUGGAUGCCGUCGUGAAAGCUUAUCUCACGGGACGGCGUCUUCCUCCUGUUCGAGAAGAGCCGAUGGAGGAGGAUAUUGGUGUAUGCUUGGCUCGCAAGGAACUAGGGCUGGAGUUGUGGUGGGAGAAGGAGAGUCUUUCCAAGUCCAAGAAUCGUCAAGAGUUGAUGGAUGCGAUUAACUCCAUGGAGAGGAUGUUGAGUAAACUACGUUCUGGAGACUUAGUCAGUAAUUAUAAACAAAGAGAGGAAGACCUAAAGAACAACGAGGUGACGAAGACCGAUGUCGUUUUACACAAGGAAACUCAAGAACCGGAUAAAACCCUAGAUCUCCAAGCAGUUUGUUGCAUCCUUGAUGAUGAUUUAGCUGUUGGUUUUGACAAGGUCACUGAAGAGCAAGAUCAGAUCCUGGCUAUUUGUGAUAGUUUUUGUGCUGAAGAGAACAACAGCAACAUAAACGGUUCAAGUGUAAGUUUGGAUAGGUCUGAUCAAGCGAUGGAUCAUCUCAUGGAUAUUGAUGGACUGAUAGAUUUGGAGACGACUUAUGAAAGCUCAGCAUUCGAUUAUGGUGUUUUGGAUAGUACUCAAGAGCUUGCAGGAAUAAAUUCAACGAACUUUGAAGCUGCUGCUCAUGAUGUCUCUACGAAUCCAAAUCCUCCCAUCUAUAACUACUAUCAUGAAGGUGUUGAAGAAGCUUUGGUGUUUCAGAACAAAGCUGCUAAUGAUGUCUCCACGAUGAAUCCAGAUGAUCUUAUAUAUGAUUUUGAAGGUGUAGUUGAAGAGGAAGGCUUUGUGUUUCAGAACAGUGUUUUGGAUGAAGAUAAUCUCAAGUUCAGUGAUUAUUUCAACUAG
Molecule: messenger RNA, 1243 nt
Organism: Brassica napus (rape)
Lineage: Eukaryota; Viridiplantae; Streptophyta; Magnoliopsida; Brassicales; Brassicaceae
Product: agamous-like MADS-box protein AGL97
Exons: 1
Coding region: 176-1243 (355 amino acids)
Biological process (GO): positive regulation of transcription by RNA polymerase II
Molecular function (GO): protein dimerization activity; DNA-binding transcription factor activity, RNA polymerase II-specific; RNA polymerase II cis-regulatory region sequence-specific DNA binding
Source: RefSeq, a predicted model, not a curated record